Molecule: messenger RNA, 471 nt
Organism: Yamadazyma jaroonii
Lineage: Eukaryota; Fungi; Ascomycota; Pichiomycetes; Serinales; Debaryomycetaceae
Source: the annotation of a GenBank genome assembly
AUGGAAGAUCCAUCUUUUGAUGUUGAAGUCUAUGUUUAUGACUUAUCUCAUGGUUUAGCUCCAGUAUUAUCACCACAAAUCUUAGGUAUCAGAUUAGAUGCCAUUUAUCAUACUUCAACCGUUAUUAAUGGCAAAGAAUAUUAUAUUGAUCAAGGUAUUAAAGUAAAUACGCCGCCUGGAUCUACUAAAUAUGGAAGACCUAUCGAGGUCAUUAAGAUGGGAAAGACUUUUGUGGAUGAAAAUAUCCUUCAAGAUUAUAUAAAUGAAUUAAUGGAAAGAACCGAUUUGAAAUUCACAGCUGCAAAAUAUGAUUUGUUUGAUAACAACUGUAACCAUUUCACUGAUUUGUUGACUGAUUUUCUUGUUGGAAAGAAUCUUGAUGAUAGGAUUUUGAAAUUGCCUGAACAAGUGUUAAAUACACCAGGAGGACAAAUGUUGAAACAAAUGUUAGGGGGUAAUCAGCUAUAUUAG